AUGCAGACUGCUUCUACAAACAUUGGUGAAAGAAUGUGCAAUAAGUCCAUCCGUGACAUUUCCUGGCUACUAAAUAUUCCACGCUCAACUGUUAGUGGGAUUAUAACAAAGUGGAAGCAACUGGGAACAACAGCGACUCAGCCACCAAGUUUGGUAGGCCACGUCACAUGACAGGGCGGGGUCAGCGCAUGCUGAAGCGCACAGUGCGCAGAAGUCGCCAACUGUCUGCAGAGUCAAUAGCUAAAGACCUCCAAACUUGGUGUGGCCUUCAGAGGAGCCCAGCAACAGUGCGUAGAGAGCUUCAUGGAAUGGGUUUCCAUGGCCGAGCAGCUGCAUCCAAGCCUUCCGUCACCAAGUGCAAUGCAAAGCGUUGGAUGCCGUGGUGUAAAGCACGCCGCCACUGGACUCUA
This is a messenger RNA of Staurois parvus, 410 nucleotides long. Lineage: Eukaryota; Metazoa; Chordata; Amphibia; Anura; Ranidae. The record is from the annotation of a GenBank genome assembly.